Monodelphis domestica (gray short-tailed opossum) is the source of this 2070-nucleotide messenger RNA. It is a transcript of the gene SMOC1, whose product is annotated as SPARC related modular calcium binding 1. Gene Ontology annotation, biological process: extracellular matrix organization. Gene Ontology annotation, cellular component: basement membrane. The record is from RefSeq and is a predicted model, not a curated record. NCBI's taxonomy places the organism in Eukaryota, Metazoa, Chordata, Mammalia, Didelphimorphia, Didelphidae. Gene Ontology annotation, molecular function: extracellular matrix binding; calcium ion binding; protein binding.
AGUCCAUCAGGCCUGCCUGGCUCCGCCCCUCCCAGAGUUUAUAACGGGGAUUCUCAUGGCCCAGGGAUAAGGCUUUUAACCUGCUACCUCUGUGGGACAGGCAAAGCCCAGUCGAGCCGUCUCAGAAGAGCACGCGCUCGCGGUCCGCUGCACCCCAGGCUCUCCGCCUGCCUCCCUCGCAUCCCACCCCCGCUCCCUGUUUCAUGACCUUGAUUUUUAAAAGCAGCCUCCAGGAGCACCCGCAGAGGGACCUCUCCUCUCUUCUCCCACGAACCGCGAGUCUCCUCCAGGGGCGAAGCAGGGGGUGGGGAGGCGGUGUGUGCCGAGCCUGCUACCCACCCCACGACUGUCGCUGUCAAAAUGCUUCCCGGGCGCUGGGGGCGGCUGGUGACUUCCCAGCUGCUCCUGGUGCUAGUGCAUCUCCCGCAGACUCCCAGCCACAGAGCUACUGGACCCCGGUUUCUGAUAAGUGAUCGUGACCCUCAGUGCAACCUUCACUGUUCCCGGUCUCAGCCCAAGCCACUCUGUGCUUCAGAUGGCAGGACUUAUGAGUCAAUGUGUGACUACCAGAGAGCCAAGUGUAGAGAUGCAGCCUUGGGAGUGGUACAUCGAGGCAGGUGUAAAGAUGCUGGCCAAAGUAAGUGUCGCCAAGAAAGGGCUCAAGCACUGGAGCAAGCCAAGAAACCCCAGGAGGCGGUGUUUGUACCUGAGUGCAAUGAGGAUGGCUCUUUCACACAGGUGCAGUGUCAUACAUAUACUGGAUACUGCUGGUGUGUCACCACUGAUGGAAAGCCCAUCAGUGGCUCUUCUGUGCAGAACAAAACUCCUGUAUGUUCAGGUUCAGUCACAGAUAAGCCCUCAGGCCACGGUAACUCAGGAAGGAAAGAUGAUGGAUCUAAGCCGACACCCACAAUGGAAACACAGCUGGUGUUUGAUGGAGAUGAAAUCACAGCCCCCACUCUAUGGAUUAAGCACUUGGUAAUCAAAGAUUCCAAACUAAACAACACUAAUGUAAGAAAUUCAGAGAAAGUCCAUUCAUGUGACCAAGAAAGACAGAGUGCCCUAGAAGAAGCUCGUCAGAACCCCCGGGAGGGCAUCGUUAUCCCGGAAUGUGCCCCUGGAGGUCUCUACAAGCCAGUACAGUGCCACCAGUCCACUGGCUAUUGUUGGUGUGUCCUCGUUGACACGGGACGCCCACUUCCUGGGACUUCCACUAGGUAUGAGACACCUAUAUGUGAGAGUGAUGCCAGGUCAAAGAGUUCAGAGGUAGAUGAUCCGUUUAAGGAGCGAGAACUACCAGGCUGUCCAGAAGGAAAGAAAAUGGAAUUUAUUACCAGUUUGCUAGACGCCCUCACCACAGACAUGGUUCAGGCCAUUAAUUCUGCAGCACCCACUGGAGGUGGAAGGUUCUCUGAGCCAGAUCCAAGUCACACUCUGGAGGAGCGUGUGGUACACUGGUACUUUAGCCAACUGGAUAAUAAUGGCAGCAAUGACAUCAGCAAGAGGGAGAUGAAGCCCUUCAAAAGAUAUGUGAAGAAGAAGGCCAAACCCAAGAAAUGUGCCCGGCGUUUUACAGACUACUGUGACCUGAACAAGGACAAAUCUAUCUCACUACAAGAGCUAAAAGGCUGCCUGGGAGUGAGAAAGGAAGGAGGUAGCAGCAUGGGUACCUUUCCUCAUGGAAAAAGACAAGGCAUUAACCCAUUCAUAGGACGACUGGUAUAAGAGAAGGGCAGAUGGGGAGUUCAUGAAGAGAGAAUGGAUCAUCAGAGACCUUUGACCCUGACCAGUCACAUCCUGCCUAACAGGAGAGGUGCCCAAAAUGUUUGCACUUUUAAAUCAUUCUCUCAUUUGUGUGUGUGUGUGUUGUUUUGUUUUGUCUUUAAAAAAAAACACUGUUAUUGAAUACCACAGUGGGAGAAGAGAAGAGGGGAAAAAAGCAAAACUUUUCUCUUUUGAAUCAGCUACUGACAACUUUUAGGGUUUGUUUUGUUUUGUUGGAGUUUGUUCAGCCUUGAGAAGAAAGAGAUUUAUAUACUGUAUAUAAAUAUAUAUGUGAAUUGUACAGUU